CUCUUCUUCCGAGCAUCCAACUCCCUUGCCCCACCGUCAACACCAUCGAAGAACUGAUCCAGCACACACAGCUCCCACGAACAGCCAAGUGAGCUUGCUACCACUAGCAAUGGGGAGGGCGCCGUGCUGCGAGAAGAUGGGUCUCAAGAGGGGCCCGUGGACGGCGGAGGAGGACAUGACCCUGGUCGCUCAUAUCGAGCAGCACGGGCACAGCAACUGGCGGGCGCUGCCGAAGCAGGCCGGGCUGCUGCGCUGCGGCAAGAGCUGCCGCCUCCGGUGGAUCAACUACCUUCGUCCGGACAUCAAGCGCGGCAACUUCAGCAGCGAGGAAGAGGACGCCAUCAUCCAGCUCCACACCAUGCUCGGCAACAGAUGGUCGACGAUCGCCGCGAGGCUGCCGGGGAGAACCGACAACGAGAUCAAGAAUGUUUGGCACACGCACCUCAAGAAGCGACUUGAGUCUUCAGGUAAACCACAAGGCGCAACCAGUGCGCAGAAGCGCAAACCCAAGAAGCCUGUUGCUGUGGCUCCAUCAGAGGGCCCGGCCUCCGAGCCGGCUUCGUCGCCGGAGCAGUCCCUGUCGACGUCGUCCGACAGCGACGACUCAAUGGCCACGUCAGUGGAGAACACGGGCAGCUCCACCUCGGGCGAGUUCCAGAUCGACGACAGCUUCUGGUCGGAGACGCUGGCAAUGACGGUGGACAGCUCCAUGGAAGCCGGCGACCCCUUCGGUUGUGCUUCGCCGACCUCGAGCAACAACGAGAUGGAUUUCUGGGUCAGACUGUUCAUGCAGGCUGGUGACUUGCAGAGCCUGUCUCAGAUUUAGGGAGAGGACUGGCUGGCUGCUGGUAAUCCUCUCACUGUUCGAUCUGAAGCGCUACCAGCUCGCUGGAACAAGCGUGCGGCUCGGCCGGACAGUCAUACAACCACGGUAGACGCGGCACGACGACCGACGAGGCAACCGCUCUGAGCUGAAGACGCUCGAUCGUUUCAUACUGCGCGAAGACGAACCAAGGCGUAUAUAUAAAGAAUUAUUAGGAAAUUUCUGUAGUUCAUCUGCUGAGUUGACUCUUGUUGCCUGCUCAGUUUCCCUUGCAUCGGCUAGCCAUAAUUAAGAGUGUAAACUCCAACAAUGUUUAUGUUUGAGGGACUAAUGAAGGGGCGUGCAGGUUGAACCGAAA
This is a messenger RNA of Lolium rigidum, 1181 nucleotides long. RefSeq names its product transcription factor MYB30-like. The transcript has a single exon. The coding region runs from base 110 to 826 and encodes 238 amino acids. NCBI's taxonomy places the organism in Eukaryota, Viridiplantae, Streptophyta, Magnoliopsida, Poales, Poaceae. The record is from RefSeq and is a predicted model, not a curated record.